AUGCGUGGAUCGAUCCUCAAAUUUGGCCUUACCAUGGCUCUUCUAGCCAUGGGAACAGCAAACCCCUUGCCCCUCGACCAGAACGUCUACGAUGAAACCCCCACGAUCAUCCCCAGAGUAAUGAACAUUACUGCCCGCGAGUUUGUCGAGGCGGGAGGCGCCUAUAUGGACGCUCCCGACUCUGACGGAAAUCCACCGGUCGAUGUCGAUAAGCGAGGCUUCCAGCCGCCGGAUGCUUGUCGCAUACCCGCACGACUUUACUACAAACUCAAAGGGGACGGAGAUCCCCACCAGAACUUCGUCAUUACCCAAAAGGGUGGCUCGCUAGUAUCGUGCUCCGCAGAGGAUGGCUCCACGGGGUCUGGAUACGAGCAGAGUCUCAGCUGGUCCAUAACUGGAGGUGUCAACAUCCCCUGGGCGUCCGUCAGCCUGGGCGUCUCCGAGUCAGAGGCGUACACCGUGUCGCAAUCUUUCACAUGUGGCGGCGUUGCGAAGCAGAAAGGAAACAUUUGCGUGCUUGUCUACCAGGCUGUCACUGCGUUUAAGGUGGAAGUACACAAGAGCGAUCCCUGCAAGGGUAUCGUAGAUCAGAAGUGGGAUGAGACUAUCUAUGCGCCCAAUGGAAACAAGAUGGGCAGUAUUGGAGCACGGGGAAUCAACGUCGCGAAGCAUGGCGUGGUCCAGUGUGUUGGUGAUGUCGACCGCACUAUCAAUCAUUACUGUGGUCCUAAGGGCGAUGCCUCGUGGUGGAGAGGCAAGCAGGCGGGUCCGUGGAUUAAGGAGUAUGUCGAUCAACGAGAGCCCAAGGAUUGCAAAGUUCCUAUCGAAGCUCAUCAGUACUUUGAUUGA
Aspergillus candidus is the source of this 849-nucleotide messenger RNA. RefSeq lists its product as uncharacterized. NCBI's taxonomy places the organism in Eukaryota, Fungi, Ascomycota, Eurotiomycetes, Eurotiales, Aspergillaceae. The transcript has a single exon. The record is from RefSeq and is a predicted model, not a curated record. Bases 1 to 849 code for a protein of 282 amino acids.